Molecule: messenger RNA, 342 nt
Organism: Racocetra fulgida
Lineage: Eukaryota; Fungi; Glomeromycota; Glomeromycetes; Diversisporales; Gigasporaceae
Source: the annotation of a GenBank genome assembly
GCUAUAACUUAUAUUAGAGCUAUGCAACCACAACAUGUUUAUUUAGCUAUUAAAUGUUGGGAUACAUAUUUCAAAACUGCUUCUAAUAGAGAGAAACUUUUUUUAUGCAGAUUAAUGAUAAAAUUGAAUGCUAAAUUCCCAGACUGGAAAGUUAUUGAGUGGGACACAUUAUUAAAUUUUUUGACUCAAGAAAAUAUUGAGGCAGAAGAAGUGUCUACAACAGAUAUAUUGGAAAGUUAUGUUAGACCAGACAGCAUAUUGGUGGUUGGAUUAAAGCGAAUCCAAGCAGAAGACUCUGGCUCAACUCCGGGACAGAGAGCUGCUGAAGAGGAAAAUUUAAAG